Synchiropus splendidus (mandarinfish) is the source of this 7512-nucleotide messenger RNA. It is a transcript of the gene kidins220a, whose product is annotated as kinase D-interacting substrate 220a. The coding region runs from base 350 to 5377 and encodes 1675 amino acids. Gene Ontology annotation, molecular function: protein binding. The record is from RefSeq and is a predicted model, not a curated record. Lineage: Eukaryota; Metazoa; Chordata; Actinopteri; Syngnathiformes; Callionymidae. The transcript has 32 exons.
CCGUCGUUUCUCUCUCAUUGGCUUAACUUACUCUUGUCUUUAGGUGUUAGCCGACUAGGAAAUAUCGUGGCUGCACUCCAAUAAGAAUAUUGAUAUUGUGAAUUAUGGAAGCGUAAUCGAAUACUCCGAACACAUGUGACGGCAGUGUAACCAUGACAACAGAAGGUGGAGCAGCUGAGUUCAGUGUUAGCAGCGGUGCAGCUGGUCACCGUCGCUCAGAACAUCACAAAUAAGUCCGAAUAUGACUAAGAAAGCUCUGUCACUGAGUGCUUAGGUGACCUCGGAAUAAGAACCUCGAUAUAUCUGGACCAGUUCAAAUUUGUGGUGUGUAGGUGUUUAACGUUCAACCAUGGACACCACCACCUCUUUGAGGAUGACCUCUCUGACCGUCCAGAGUCUCUUCAGCUACGUGGAAGAGGAGAACCUGGCGGCCAUGAAGGCACUUCUCGACAAGUUCAGAGACGUGGACAGCAGAAGUGAUAAUGGGCAGACUCCUCUCAUGGUUGCAGCCGAGCAGGGAAACCUGGAGAUCGUGCAGGAACUCAUCAGGAGAGGAGCCAACGUCAACCUGGACGAUGUCGACUGCUGGACAGCGCUGAUCUCGGCGGCGAAGGAGGGCCAUAUCGAGGUUGUGAGGGAGCUGCUGGAGAACAAUGCUCACCUGGAACACAGAGAUAUGGGCGGGUGGACUGCUCUCAUGUGGGCAGCCUAUAAAGGUCGCACCGAUGUGGCACAGCUGUUGUUGGAGAAAGGCGCGAACCCGAACAUCACUGGGCAGUACAGCGUCUACCCCAUCAUCUGGGCCGCCGGUCGAGGCCACGCUGAGAUCGUCCAUCUUCUGUUGCAGCACGGCGCCAAAGUCAACUGCUCUGACAAGUAUGGAACUACUCCACUGAUCUGGGCUGCCAGGAAGGGUCACUAUGAGAGUGUCAUGCACCUGCUAGCCAAUGGAGCUGAUGUCGACCAGGAGGGGGCAAACUCUAUGACAGCUCUGAUUGUAGCGGUCAAAGGGGGCUACACUGAAGUGGUCAAAGAGCUGCUGAAGAGAAACCCAAAUGUCAACAUGACGGACAAGGAUGGCAACACAGCGCUGGCCAUCGCUGCCAAAGAAGGUCACAUUGAGAUCGUGCAGGACCUGCUGGAUGCUGGCACCUAUGUCAACGUCCCUGACCGAACUGGAGAGACAAUGCUGAUUGGGGCAGUGAGAGGAGGUCAUGUGGAAAUAGUCAGAGCUCUGCUGAACAAAUACGCUGACAUUGAUGUCCGCGGACAGGAUGGUAAGACUGCCCUCUACUGGGCAGUUGAGAAAGGCAACGCCACUAUGGUGAGGGACAUCCUUCAGUGUAAUCCCGAUACAGAGAGCUGCACAAAGGAUGGUGAGACUCCGCUUAUUAAAGCAACCAAAAUGAGGAACCUUGAGAUUGUGGAGCUGCUGCUGGACAAAGGGGCCAAGGUGUCGGCUGUUGACAAGAAAGGGGACACACCUCUUCACAUUGCCAUCAGAGGAAGGAGCAGGAAAUUAGCCGAGCUGCUGCUUAGGAACCCCAAAGAUGGCCGCCUGCUGUAUCGCCCAAACAAAGCCGGGGAGACGCCAUACAACAUCGACUGCACCCACCAGAAGAGCAUCCUCACUCAGAUCUUUGGAGCCAAACACCUUUCUCCGUCUGAAUCCGACGGCGACAUGUUGGGUUACGAUUUGUACAGCAGCGCUCUGGCUGAUAUCCUCAGCGAGCCCACCAUGCAGCCCCCCAUCUGCGUUGGUCUGUACGCCCAGUGGGGCAGCGGCAAGUCUUUCCUUCUCAAGAAACUUGAAGAUGAGAUGAAGACCUUCGCAGGACAGCAGAUUGAGCCGUUGUUCCAGUUUUCCUGGCUGGUGGUUUUCCUCACUCUGCUGCUGUGUGGUUCCCUGGCUGUUGUCCUUGGCUUUACUGUGGAUCCUAAGCUGGCGAUCGCGGUUUCUCUCAGCCUUCUUGCUUUACUCUACAUUUUCUUUGUCUUGGUGUAUUUUGGAAGCCGCCGUGAGCGGGAGAGCUGGAACUGGGCGUGGGUCAUUAGCACCCGGCUAGCUCGCCAAAUUGGCUACUUGGAGCUUCUGCUGAAAUUGAUGUUUGUCAACUCACCUGAACUCCCUGAACAAACCACACGUGCACUCCCUGUCAGGUUUUUAUUCACUGAUUACAAUCGUCUGUCGAGUGUUGGCGGAGAGACAUCCAUGGCUGAGAUGAUCGCAACGCUCUCAGAUGCUUGUGAAAGGGAGUUUGGCUUCAUGGCCACUCGACUGUUCCGGGUUUUCAAAAACGAUGAGGUCCAAGGUAAAAAGUGGAAGAAGACAUGCUGUGUUCCUUCAUUUGUGCUGUUUGCUUUCACUCUGGGCUGCUUGAUCACGGGAAUGGCUCUCGUGGCAAUUUUCAACGUUCACCAUGAGAACCUGACAGUGAAUACAGUGAUGAUCGCGAUGGCCAGCAUCGUGGGCCUGGCUCUGCUGCUCAACUGUCGGACCUGGUGGCAGAUGGCAGACUCGGUUCUCAACUCUCAGAGGAAGCGCCUGCACAGUGCUGCCAACAACUUGCACAAACUCAAGAGUGAAGGAUUUAUGAAGGUUCUAAAACACGAGGUUGAGUUGAUGUCAAAGAUGGCGAAGACCAUCGAUGGAUUCACUCAGAACCAGACUCGUAUGGCGGUCAUCAUCGACGGGCUGGACGCCUGCGAGCAGGACAAAGUGCUGCAGAUGCUCGACACGGUGCGAGUGCUCUUCUCAAAGGGGCCUUUUAUCUCCGUCUUCGCGAGUGACCCUCAUAUUAUCAUCAAAGCCAUCAACCAAAACCUCAACAGCGUGCUAAGAGACUCCAACAUUAACGGUCACGACUACAUGAGGAACAUCGUCCACCUGCCUGUCUUCCUCAACAGCAGAGGGCUGAGUACAGCGAAGAAGCUUUGCAUGGCCGCCCCGGCCAACGGUGAAGCCCUGGUUGCUGAGGGAUGGCAUGAAGAAGUUGAUCGCAAAGUUCUCCAGGGUGGUUCGGCUCAGGAGCAAGCCAAGUUUGGCAGCAAGACUGCUCUCAAUCGAAGGGACACAUACCGCCGUCGCCAGAUGCAGAAAACCAUCACCAGACAGAUGUCUUUUGACCUGACAAAGCUGCUGGUUACGGAGGACUGGUUCAGCGACAUCAGUCCGCAAACAAUGAGGAGGCUACUCAAUAUAGUGUCCAUCACUGGUCGUUUACUGCGGGCCAAUCAGAUCAUCUUCAGCUGGGAUCGCCUGGCGUCAUGGAUCAAUCUGACGGAGGAAUGGCCCUACAGGACCUCGUGGAUCAUUCUGUUUUUGGAGGAGAGCGAUGGAGUUUCCGACCAGGUCUCUCUCAAAACAAUCUACGAGAGAAUUUCCAAGAACAUUCCCACCACCAAGGACGUGGAGCCGCUGCUGGAGAUCGAUGGAGAUGUCCGCAGUUUCGAGGUGUUCCUGUCCUCCAGAACUCCAGUCCUUACGGCCCGAGAUGUCGAAAUGUUCCUGCCCUGCACUGUCAACCUCGACCCGAAACUCAGGGAAAUAAUUGCAGAUGUGCGCGCUGCAAGGGAGCAAAUGAACAUGGGAGGGGUCAACUAUCCCACGAUGACAAUGCAAGAGACCGGCCCCCGUCCUCAGUCGGGGUACGUUCCGUCGGCUGCCUGCUCUCCAGCAAGUUCCUUCGCUGGGUCCAUGCCUCCUCAGCCGCACAGCGCCUACUUCAGCGGAAUGACUGGUCCUCAGCAUCCCUUUUACAACAGGCCGUAUUUCCCCCAUCAUGUGUAUGACCUGCCAAGGCAUUACUCCCACCAUGCCCCUUCAUCCAUGCGCUCCUUCAUUAAACCACCCAGUCAACCAAAGGAAAACACCAAUGGACUUCAUUUGAAGGCGCUAUCUUACAAAUUUAAGAAGGCGUUUGGCGCUGCUCUGCUCAGCUCCAUGACCACAGACACGGUGUGUGAGCGCCUCAAGCAGAUGGAUGGAAUCGACCACAACAUGCUGCCUCAGUACACCGCCACCAUCAAGAAGGCGAACAUCAACGGCCGAGUGCUGUCUCAGUGCAACCUGGACGAGCUGAAGAAAGAGAUGGAAAUGAACUUUGGGGACUGGCAGCUCUUCAGGGGGAUGGUGAUGGAGCAAAGACACGCUGAGAGCCAGGCUCUGCUUCAGGAUGAGUCCAGAGCGCCGAGUGAGCAGGGGAGCAGCAUCCAGCCCAUGGACAGCAGGAGGCGCUCCGGCGUGGCGCCGCAUGAACCCUUCGGCCUCAAUCUCAGUUUCGAGGAGCUGAGCGGCGUUGGACUGGAGGAGCCGCCGAGGCCCAGCAACAGCUCCCACUGGCCGGUGGUGAAUCUCCGCACCUGCAGCAUGUCCAGCCUCAACUCCCAGGAAUCCUCCAACGACAUCUGCAAGCUGACGGACAAGCAGCAAGCGGAGUACCGCGACGCCUACAGGGAGUACAUCGCUCAGAUGGCCCAGCUGGACAUGUCCGGCAGCGGCGGGGACCGGCCCGUGCAGCCCCACCCGGGACAGUUCCUCCAGUCCGCCGGCUCGGAUGACAAAGGGGCCAGGGAUGGCUCUGACCAAGACAGCCGCAAGUCCUUCACCAAGAGAGGCUCCAAGAGUGAUGCCACAGAUUUCCCCUCCGGGAGCGACGCCCAGCUCCUCGACCCCAUCAGUGAGGAGGACGAGAAGCUGGACCACAGUACCUCCUCCAGGAUUCUGGGCUCCAGGAAAAUGUGCUACCAGAAGCUGUCCAACGACGAAGAUUCCAGCCCGGAAGAAGCCGACAACACCACACCGCUCCUUCAGACCGAGGAGCGGGCGCCGUCCUGCAGCAAGCCUGGCGUGGCGGCGGAGACGCAGGAUCAGAAGGACUCUUCCGAUUCAGGGAUGCGCUCCAGCGACAGCGCCUCGGACCGUUCUCUGGAGGAGGCGGAGGGAGAAGCAGAAGCAGCCAAGGAGCCAGGGAAGCCCACGUUCAUGGAGCUGGAGCUGGACGGCCUGGUGAAGAAGAGAGGCCUCCUCCCCACCAGUCUGAGCGGCCUCCAGGACAUGACGGUGGCUCGCAUGUCCAUCUGCUCAGAAGCUCCGUCGGAGGUCAGCCUGAUGGCCAGCAGCCCGGACGAAGCCUGGCCGCCCGGCAACCUCAACCGCAACAUCUUCAACGACAACGCCGACGACGCCGGCACCAACUCCAACGCCAACAACAGCCACAAGUCGCCGGCUGCCGUCCUGGAGACCGGCACCGCCGCCGUCCCCUCUGCUCUCAUCAUCACGCCCGGCAGCAGCAGCAGCACCACCACCGCCACCGUGCACCACAACCAGAACCUGCGCACCAUCAGCCUGGGGGACGAGCGGGAGAGCGUCCUCUGAAGAGCCGUCCACGAAGGGUCUGGUGUUGCCGUCGUCCCUGGAGCGCCUCGGAACCCUGGGCCGCGCUCGACGUCAACAGCUCAUUAAAUGAAAAACUUCCAAAAAUUGUUAUUCUUAAUGUGUGACGGAGCGACUCGCCUCAGCAGCGUCUCAUUCUGCGACAUUUGCAAUCACAGACAUGGUUUUUAAUUCAGGCAACAGGAAAUGUCAGUCCCUGAACUGUGACGCAGACAAAUGCUGUCACCAGCUGUUCAAAGACGACUGUUCUCACUCAUUAUGGAAAAUGCCUUUGAUCCAGUUCUAGACAAACGGAACAGGCCCAGGGUUCGAGCCGCUCCAACUAGUGCAUGGAUGUAGAACUUCGAUGUGUUGUGUUGUGGUGUUGGCAUGGAUCCUUACGUGUAGUGACUCAAGAAAGUGACUUAAAUAACCCUAGUAUAUCAUCAACCAGGUUGAUGGCUAAAGUAAUAUUCAUCAUAUUAUCGUGCAGUGUGAUGUGUGAUGAUCUGUAACUUUGAUGUCGUGAUGGUGGUGAAGUUGGAAGCCGUCUGGUUGUAGGUUUAGUUCUCCUGACGCUUGAAAAUUAAAGCUCAAACUCAAAUUUUAAAUUCCGAACACAAAUCCGUGCUUAAUCUAUUUCAAUAUUGAUGUUUGUGAGUUGAUGUGAAAAAGGUAGUUCGGUGAAAGCGACAGAAAUAUAAUCCCGACGCUAAAUUUCUGGAAAUAAUUCAGGCCCGCCACAGCGCUCCUUUGAUGUUUAUUAAUUGAAGAAAUAUUUACAAAGAAUGGAAAUACAUGAUAGUGCUGUCUGUUUCGUGUGACACAAGCAUGUUUAAGAGACUAAAUAUUACAUGGAAAAGAAAAUGUUAGAUGAACAGAAGCCUGUGUUGUCAAGGUAGUGGCUGCAUGCACUUUUUUCUUCCGUUAAAUGUUGUUUGUGAAUGAAUAAAUAUUGACCUGUGCUGACCCUUCGAAUUACCUUUCUGCCUUUGUUCUUUCAUGAGCGCUCCGACACUGGCGCCGAGCGCUUGAGGCCUGUCGGCCGAUAGAUGGCGCUCUUUCCACAGACUUGCGGUUCAAGCCUGGGAAUCCGGCUUGGAGUGGGUGACAUCAGAGGUGAUGGAAUUUAAAGGAAAUAUUCGAGGAAUUGUAAAUUCCUAAAUUAUUAGGUCACUUGAAUAAUAAUUCUUAUAACGUACUAUUUUAGAUUCUUUAUAGUCGCUUUUAUUUUAAAGAGUUGCUGCCUAUUUCUGUGUCAAUAUGAGUGAAAUAAUGCUUUUAAAAAGAGCUUGGUUCUAUUUAUUAUUUCUUUAACAGGGUCAGGUUGUGACGCUCGGCUCCUAAUCUCAUUUACUGUACAUUGCAAGCAAGGAAGUCAACGUUACACCGUCUUAAACAAACUUAUGCAACUGCGUGUCCUCGGGUUAUUUUAGUCCACAACGAUCUUUUAAACAUCUUAAGGCUAAAUACAGGUGACUUCGGGGGAAGAUAAAUAACUUGACAAACAGAACAUUUUGAGUGGUUGGGGAAAGGCAUGUCGGAGACCUGAAUGACUCAUAGAUGGCCUUUGACCCUGUGUAGUUUACAAUUGAAAGUCCAGUCUAACAGCAUUAGUGCAGGUCUCCUCUCAGGUCAAGGCCCUUUGGUCACCUCACGUAGGUCCAAUACAAGUGACCCACAUGCCUUUCAAUGAACCGGUGGAACCACACAGUACAGCAGUGAGUCAUGUAUAGAAAACAUCCUCAAAUGAAAGAUUCAAGUGUGUUUUUCCCCAUUUAUUUUUGUAUAAAAAGGUACGAUUUACAUUACUUUUAUAAAAAGUUUCAGCAUAAUUAAGUACAACAUUAGACUUUUGCAGAAGUGUCAAAUUCCUGCAACUAUACAAGAUAAACUCCGCUCAAAGAGUUCACAAGAUUCCAUUCUUUUUCACUUCUUGUUCAAAACAAAGUCCAGUCCUUCAUGUGCCAACACUUCUGACAAGACGAGACUAAACUUUUUUUUUGUUUGUUUUUUUUGUUUUUGUUUUAUUAUUUAUGUACAGUAACUAACCAAGUUCUAGUCACCUCCGCAAAAAAAGCGAAGACUUCAACAAGGAAGGACAACAACUGGGGUCAAACCGGGGUCGGCAAAUAAUC